Drosophila melanogaster (fruit fly) is the source of this 1116-nucleotide messenger RNA. RefSeq lists its product as uncharacterized. NCBI's taxonomy places the organism in Eukaryota, Metazoa, Arthropoda, Insecta, Diptera, Drosophilidae. The record is from RefSeq and is marked reviewed. Bases 358 to 1095 code for a protein of 245 amino acids. The transcript is spliced from 4 exons.
GCGUCCGCAUCCAAGUUGCGAUCGGAUUCAUUCGCAUUCGCCAGUGAUCAACUCCGCUGCUGCAGAUCCACAGCCAAAAAAUGCUGCACAUAGUAUCGGUUGUUAUUAUAGCCCUGAGUCUGGGCUGUGCCGUUGGCCAGGAUUUGCGGCGUGUGGACGACACCGAGUUGAUUCAACUCCUGACCGGCAGCAGCAAUGUGGUUGUCCUAUUCAGUGAGUAUUGGUAGGAAAGUCAGCCAGAGAAAUCCAGCCUACGUGUCCACUGUGCAUAUGGAGGAUGGUACACCGGUUACUGGCUAACGAGCACACUUAAUUGCAGACAAAAACAAUUGCCAGCGCUGCGUGGAAUAUGAGAACAUGGUGACCAAGAUACGUGCCCAGCUGGAGGAGACCUUGUCGGCCAUUGUGGUCCAGUCGGUGGACAGCAACCUGGUAUCCAUCUAUGACCCCAGCAAGGAGCCCGCUUUGGUGUUCUUCAGGCGAGGAAUACCCAUUCUAUACCAUGGCGAGAUCAACGAUGACGAAAUCCUAGACUUCUUCAAUGACAACUUAGAGCCAGCGGUCAAAGAGCUUUCCGACGACAACUUCGAGCACCUGACUCAAGCCUCGUCGGGUGCCACUACCGGGGACUGGUUUAUCUUCUUCUCUUCGGCCGAAUGUACCGUCUGUCAGCGACUCUAUGCCGUUUGGGAGUCUGUGGGCGGAAAGCUAAAGCGAAAGCUGAAUAUUGCCCGCAUGAACAGUUUGGAGUCUGGAAUCUCAACUGCUACGCGACUGGGAGUAUUGGAAGCACCGGCUUUUAUUUUCUUGAGGCAAGGAAAGAUGUACAAAUAUUCAGCCAAGCAAUACAGUCCCGAAGCCUUUGUCCAGUUUGCUGAGAAGGGAUAUACCCAGAGCCAUCCUCAACCAGUGCCCGCAAUCCCAAGUGCCGUAAACGAAUUUUUGGGCCCACUGCAAAGUUAUUUUGCAGCUGAAAACAUAACAUCGCUGGCGACUUUGAGUAUUUUCGCCUUAGUUGCUCUCUUAUUCGUUGGCAAAAAGGUUGCCAAAAUAUUCAGUUCAGAGCCUGCGAAAACAAAAAAUAAGUCGAAAUAAAACUAAUAUAAAGACUAAAUG